Messenger RNA from Globicephala melas (long-finned pilot whale), 1937 nucleotides. RefSeq names its product WD repeat containing antisense to TP53 (gene WRAP53). The record is from RefSeq and is a predicted model, not a curated record. NCBI's taxonomy places the organism in Eukaryota, Metazoa, Chordata, Mammalia, Artiodactyla, Delphinidae. Gene Ontology annotation, biological process: Cajal body organization. Gene Ontology annotation, molecular function: RNA binding; protein binding. Gene Ontology annotation, cellular component: Cajal body.
UUGCUGUUCCGCGGUUCUCCUGGCCUUCUGCCCCCUCCCGGGGGAAGAAGGAAGGCACUGGUGGGUUUCUCCAGUUAUGCAUCCCGAUCCGUGCGAACUUUGAAGCGGUCUUGGCCGUUCCGCGGGCCCGGCAGCUGGUAGCCGGCGGGAAGAGAACUGCUUGGCCGCGGCCAAUGUCUGCCGCGCUUCCUCUGCAGUAUGAAGACACCGGAGGCGCCACUGUUAGCUCCGGACUGCUUUCCUUCAGACCGGGCCCCAGCUCCAGCCCCUCUCUCUCCUCAGGCUUCCCCGAUGGAUAAAAAUACGGACCCUGAACUGAUGCCACCGACACCCGAUGGCGAUGAUCCGCCCCGGGUGUCCCCAGAUCCCAUGGCUGUCUCAGCUGUGUCCCAGGAGCUGGAGGAGGGGGACCCAGCUUCUCUCUCCAUUCCCCUGGAAACAGGGUUUGGUAUUCCUAGUGAGUUGAGCCCUCGAGUCGAAGAGCAAGAACUUUCUGAAAAUGUGAGCCUUCCUGCAGAAGAAACGAACAGGCCAGAGUUGGGGCCCGGAGAAGACGUGGAAGGUGUGUCUGAGGAACCCGCUCCAGAGGAUGAGGGAUACACCGUCUGGAGCUACAGCUUCUCCCAGGUACCUCGGUUUCUCAGCGGUUCCUGGUCAGAGUUCAGCACCCAACCUGAGAACUUCUUGAAAGGCUGUAAGUGGGCCCCUGAUGGUUCCUGCAUCUUGACCAAUAGUGCUGAUAACAUCCUGCGGAUUUACAACCUGCCCCCAGAGCUGUACAAUGAGGGGGAGCAGCUGGAAUAUGCAGAAAUGGCUCCCGUCCUUCGAAUGGUGGAAGGCGACACCAUCUAUGAUUACUGCUGGUAUUCUCUGAUGUCUUCAGCCCAACCAGACACCUCCUACGUGGCCAGCAGCAGCCGGGAGAACCCGAUUCACAUCUGGGAUGCCUUCACUGGAGAGCUCCGGGCUUCCUUUCGCUCCUACAACCACCUGGAUGAGCUGACGGCAGCCCACUCACUCUGCUUCUCCCCGGAUGGCUCCCAGCUCUUCUGUGGCUUCAACCGGACCGUGCGUAUCUUCUCCACGUCCCGGCCCGGCCGCGACUGUGAGGUCCGAGCCACGUUUGCAAAAAAGCAGGGCCAGAGCGGCAUCAUCUCCUGCAUAGCCUUCAGUCCAACCCAGCCCCUCUAUGCCUGUGGCUCCUACGGGCGCUCCCUGGGUCUGUACACCUGGGACGAUGGCUCCCCUCUUGCCUUGCUGGGAGGGCACCAAGGGGGCAUCACCCACCUCUGUUUCCACCCCGAUGGGAAUCGCUUCUUUUCAGGAGCCCGUAAGGAUGCUGAGCUUCUGUGCUGGGAUCUCCGGCAGCCUGGGCGUCCACUGUGGUCCCUGAGUCGUGAAGUGACCACCAAUCAGCGCAUCUACUUUGAUCUGGACCCGAGCGGGCAAUUCCUAGUGAGCGGCAGCACAAGCGGGGCCGUCUCCGUGUGGGACACCGGUGCGGCUGGGCACGAGGGGAGGCCGGAGCCAGUGCUGAGCUUCCUGCCCCAGAAGGACUGCACCAAUGGAGUGAGCCUGCACCCUAGCCUGCCUCUGCUGGCCACUGGCUCCGGUCAGCGUGUGUUUCCGGAGCCCACGGAGAGUGGGGACGAGGGGGAGGAGGAGGUGGACCUUCCCCUGCUCUCCAUGCGCCACGUCCACCUUGAAUGUCAGCUUCAGCUCUGGUGGUGUGGGGGCGGCCCGGAUACCAGUGUCCCUGAUGCUCACCAGGACGAGAAGGGACAGGGAGGGACAGAGGGAGGUGGGCGUGAGUUUAUAUAAAAAGGUUUUAUAUGGUAUUAGAGUCUUUGUGUCUCUAUGGGGAGGCAGAUGAUGGAGCUGGGGCCGGGAGGGGUACCAGCGGGCUCCCUGGUCCAGCAGCACUGGGGACUGGCAUA